Rhododendron vialii is the source of this 2010-nucleotide messenger RNA. RefSeq names its product molybdopterin synthase sulfur carrier subunit. The transcript has 2 exons. Bases 1399 to 1701 code for a protein of 100 amino acids. Gene Ontology annotation, biological process: Mo-molybdopterin cofactor biosynthetic process. Lineage: Eukaryota; Viridiplantae; Streptophyta; Magnoliopsida; Ericales; Ericaceae. Gene Ontology annotation, cellular component: cytosol. The record is from RefSeq and is a predicted model, not a curated record.
AGGUUGUUGAUCACUAACCAAAGAAUUCAAUCUUCUCGAAUUUGAGAAAUAACACCGUUUGGUUGCUAUAGUCGGACGACCAACUGUUCCAAAAGCUCAAGUUGUUUGGAAAUAGGCCUAGCAACAUAUAUCCAGCUAGCCAAUAUCCUCCCUAACUGACAACCCUGAUUUGUUCAUGGUAAUGCAGAAAUUCAUACAUAGAAAAGAGGAGUAAUGUCAACCAAGAAUAAGUGAAGCAUAAAGAAGAUGGGUAUCAAAGUAGACACAAACAUGAACGAAAGACCUCACAGAAAUGGAAGCCUUGAUACCAUGUUAGAUUGCCAGUUAUGUCACAUGGACACCCAGAUGGGUUUCGGGCGCGGGUAGGUUCAUCUGUUUUCCAUCUCAUUCCAUCUUAAGGGCACGAGGCACAACAAAAUACAUUCCCAAGUCUCCCUUCAUUUGAGACAUCUGUAUGUAGGAAAGUAAUACAUAAGUGCAUAUAGGUCUUUUGAAGCUGACACUUUUAAUAACUUGAUUUUGUAUUCUCAUAGCUUCUCAUAGUCUGGGCUUUGAUUUGUUGGAGCCCAUGAUUUUUCAUGCAAAGAACAGAUACAAGCAAAACUUCCAGGUCUCUUAGCUCAUUAAUGGACUGAACUAGGUCAUUAGACAAUAUUGCAUGCAUUGGUCGGUUUCUUAGGGAUAUAAAUAUCACCUCGAGGGCCAAUGGCUUGUUUGGGAUCCUUGACUUAUUAGCUUUUUGGAUUUUAAGCCCCCUAAACAAAAGCUGGAUUGUUAGGUCUAGGCUCUUAAGGCAAGUAAUUUGUUUAGCUGGCCUUUUCUGGAGAAGGGCAGGUUACAAAAAUGCCCUCAUUUUUACGGAGCUUAGUAGCUUACUUUUAGAAAAUGAAGUGACGAACAGAAUGUUUAAUGGAAAAAUUAACAAUUCAGUACAAAAUUGGAAAUGAUGUUGAAAAGUACAAAUGACAUAGAAUGCUGGCAGUUGCUAUGUUGAUACUGACGAGUUCUAAGCAAACGGUACAGGGGUUUUCAAGAUGGCUUGCAGAAAAAAUGUUUUCUAGCUUUGUCUUGUGUCUCCGUAACAAAUGGUCCAUUUAUUGAUGGGCGAACAACGGGGAUUGAACCCGCGCGUGGUGGAUUCACAAUCGUCUUCAAGAAUCUUCCAAGAGUGAGAUUCAAAAAGACCUGGGAAUCCAUCCAUCUCUCGUCAGGGCGUUCGCUCACAAGAACUGGCGUACCAUUGAAAUGGUGUGGGAGGUAGCCCUCUAAGCAGGUUCUAUUUUAACCGCAUCAUGGAUUUACUCUCGUUAUGGCGUGUCAACCUGGGAGAGAUUUUCAGCAUCAAUCAGUGAUCAUCGCCUCAAACGCUGGUGGGCAGGAUAUUCUGCUGUAGAUGCCAUGGAUAGAGAAAAGGAGACUGGAAAUACGGGCCUGAAAGGAAAUGAGAGUACAUCAGUUGAGAUAAAGGUUUUGUUCUUUGCUCGGGCCAGAGAUCUAACUGGCUUGACGGAAUUACCACUGGAGGUUUCAUCAGGUAGUACUGCCCGUGAUUGCUUGAAUAAGCUUAUUGCUAAGUUUCCAGGCCUGGAAGAUAUCCGUGCAUGCAUGGUCCUCGCUCUGAAUGAGGAAUACACACCCGAGUCCGCAAUUGUCAAGGAUAGGGAUGAAUUGGCCAUUAUACCCCCGAUCAGUGGCGGCUGAAUGUUUGUUUAUGCAGACACUUAGGAACCUUGUAUUCGAGGAAUGCUUACAAAGUAAAAUAACCACACACCCCCCCCCCCCCCCCCCCCCCCCCCCUCCCCCCCCUUAAUUAAAGGCUUUUGAGUGUAUAAUUAUAUUCCUUUGAGGCCAGCUUUUGAUGGAGGGUCUUUUUGCAAUCUACGUAGAUACAAGGCAUUUACAUUUACCGUGAUUUUGUAGUCUGGCUUCGUGUUUUCGGAAGGCAUUGAUUGAUGUCUUUGGUAGCUUUGUGAAAAACCAUUUUAUAUCAAUCUUGGUUUCAUGUUUGAA